GGUUCGCGAGCCGAAGUGGCUGCAGCUGGCGCCGCGUCUGCCCCGCGUGCCCGGAGCGGAUUCUGCCCGCCGCCCCCGGAGCCCUCGGCGCCCCACUGAACCCGCGAUCGCUUCCUCCCUGUGACCGACCAGCGCUGCAGCUCAGAGCCCGGCAAUGCCGUUUGGGUGUGUGACUCUGGGUGACAAGAAGAACUAUAACCAGCCAUCGGAGGUGACUGACAGAUAUGAUUUGGGACAGGUCAUCAAGACUGAGGAGUUCUGUGAGAUCUUUCGGGCCAAGGACAAGACAACAGGCAAGCUGCACACCUGCAAGAAAUUCCAGAAGCGGGAUGGCCGCAAGGUGCGGAAGGCAGCCAAGAACGAGAUAGGCAUCCUCAAGAUGGUGAAGCAUCCCAACAUCCUACAACUGGUGGAUGUGUUUGUGACCCGCAAGGAGUACUUUAUCUUCCUGGAGCUGGCCACGGGGAGGGAGGUGUUUGACUGGAUCCUGGACCAGGGCUACUACUCGGAGCGAGACACGAGCAACGUGGUGCGGCAGGUCCUGGAGGCGGUGGCCUACCUGCACUCACUCAAGAUCGUGCACAGGAACCUCAAGCUGGAGAACCUGGUUUACUACAACCGGUUGAAGAACUCAAAGAUUGUCAUCAGCGACUUUCACCUGGCUAAGCUAGAGAAUGGCCUCAUCAAGGAGCCCUGUGGGACCCCCGAGUACCUGGCCCCAGAGGUGGUAGGCCGGCAGCGGUAUGGACGCCCUGUGGACUGCUGGGCCAUUGGAGUCAUCAUGUACAUCCUGCUUUCAGGGAAUCCACCUUUCUAUGAGGAGGUGGAGGAAGAUGACUAUGAGAACCACGACAAGAACCUCUUCCGCAAGAUCCUGGCUGGCGACUAUGAGUUUGACUCUCCAUACUGGGAUGACAUUUCGCAGGCGGCCAAAGACCUGGUCACAAGGCUGAUGGAGGUGGAGCAAGACCAGCGGAUCACUGCGGAAGAGGCCAUUUCCCAUGAGUGGAUUUCUGGCAAUGCUGCUUCUGAUAAGAACAUCAAGGAUGGUGUCUGUGCCCAGAUUGAAAAGAACUUUGCCAGGGCUAAGUGGAAGAAGGCUGUCCGAGUGACCACCCUCAUGAAACGGCUCAGGGCACCGGAGCAGUCCAGCACGGCUGCAGCCCAGUCUGCCCCAGCCACAGACACUGCCACCUCUGGGGCUGCAGACCGUAGUGCCACCCCAGCCACAGAUGGCAGUGCCACUCCAGCCACUGAUGGGAGCAUCACCCCAGCCACUGAUGGGAGCAUCACCCCAGCCACUGAUGGGAGUGUCACCCCAGCCACUGACAGAAGUGUUACUCCAGCCACUGAUGGGAGAGCCACACCAGCCGUGGAAGAGAGCACCAUGCCCACUACCCAAAGCAGUGCCACACUGGCCACCAAGGCUGCUGCCACCCCUGAGCCGGCUUUGGCCCAGCCGGACAGCACAGCCCCAGGGGGCGCAACAGGCCAGGCUCCACCCUCUAGUAAAGGGGAAGAGGCUGCUGGCUCUGCCCAGGAGUCUCGGAGGGAGGAGACCAGCUGA
Messenger RNA from Lagenorhynchus albirostris (white-beaked dolphin), 1567 nucleotides. RefSeq names its product CaM kinase like vesicle associated (gene CAMKV). Gene Ontology annotation, cellular component: intracellular anatomical structure. NCBI's taxonomy places the organism in Eukaryota, Metazoa, Chordata, Mammalia, Artiodactyla, Delphinidae. The transcript has 12 exons. Gene Ontology annotation, molecular function: calmodulin binding; ATP binding; calcium/calmodulin-dependent protein kinase activity. The record is from RefSeq and is a predicted model, not a curated record. Gene Ontology annotation, biological process: peptidyl-serine phosphorylation. Bases 155 to 1567 code for a protein of 470 amino acids.